UGCUUUCCCUAACCUCUCAGGACAGCAGGAUGGAGGACAGGGUGUGGAUUGUGUGCCUUCUUGUCACUCUGACGCUGGGAUGGACUGAGGCUCAAAGUCAGGACAACUACACCAGGCCCAUCUUCCACUGUGGAGGCCACCUGGUCACAGACUCGGGCAUUGUGGCCAGUGAAGGAUUCCCCAGUGCAUACAAACCCAACAGCAAGUGCACCUGGUACAUUACUGUCCCAGAGGGUCAUGUAGUCAUGCUGUCUUUCCGCCUCUUCGACCUUGAGGCCGACCCCACCUGUCGGUACGACUACCUGGACAUCUACAAUGGUCACACCCGCUUGGUGCAAAAGCUGGGUCGUUUCUGUGGGACGUUUCGGCCCGGCGCAAUCAUCGCCACCUCCAACACCAUGAUGUUAGAGAUGGUGUCCGACGAAGCUACUGGAGGAAGAGGCUUCAUUGCUUACUUCAGCGCGGGGAAGCCACAUGUGGAAGAGAACCAGUUCUGUGGGGGACGUCUGACGAAAUCGCAGGGCUCUGUCAAGACGCCCAACUGGCCCAACUCUAAUUACCCAGCAGGCAUCAGUUGCUCAUGGCACAUCUCCGUAGAACCAAGUAAUGUGAUCGAGGUGAAGUUUGUGAAGCUGGACUUGGAGCCUGACACGUACUGCCGCUACGACUAUGUGGCGUUGUUUAACGGGGGAGAGAGGGAUAACUCUCGGCGGAUUGGGAAGUUCUGCGGGGACAGGCCUCCAGGAACAAUAGUGACAAAGGGGAAUGAGCUCCUUGUCCAGUUCAUCUCUGACCUCAGUGUGACCUCAGAUGGCUUCAUGGCCUACUACUCCAGUGUGCCUCGCGGGUCUCGGACACCAACUGCCGGGGGAGACUUCAUCUAUCGACCUCAGACCACAUCGACAACACAACGAACAGUCGUGGCACAAAGCAAACCCAACAAACCAACCCCCAAACCUAGACUGAGUCUCAAGCCUAAACCAACCCCAAAACCAGCCAAAAGACCACUGGUAAAGAAACCACUGAAACCUCCGCCACGCAAACCUACCAUCAAGCCUGGAGUCAAACCCACGGCUAAACCCAAACCAGCUAAAGCACCUGUGAAAAAGCCUGCACCUAAACCUGGAACUAAACCUACAACCAGGCCUAAGAUUAUUAAGCCAACACCUAAACCAAGCAUCAAGGUUAAACCCACACGUAAGCCUGCACUGAAGACCAAACCCACAUUGAAACCUGGGGUAAAACCAGUAAAGCCAACCCCUAAGAGCCGAGUUAAACCAAUAGCCAAACCCAAGAUUAAGCCUAAAGCUACGCCCAGACCUCGUGUUAUCAAGACGGUAACAAAGAAGCCUACUGCGAGCAAGAAACCUGUACCACUGAACCCACUGUGUACACAAGCCUGUAAGAGGACAGGAACUCUCCAAUCCAGCUUCUGCCCUCAUGACUUUGUGAUUACGGGUAAGAUUACUUCUUUGACCCCUGGUCCCAGAGGCUCAGCGACAGUGGAGGUGUCAAUAAUCAAGGCCUAUAAGGCAGGACGCUUGAACAUCGCCAAAUCAGGGCCCAUGAUGUCCGUCACACUGACCUCCACCUGCAAGAGAUGCCCCGGGCUCAUCAAAGGCCGGAACUACGUGUUGAUGGGAAAAGUGGACACACAGGGCAACGGCCUCCUCAGCCCCUCCAGCUUCACUCUCCUCUAUAAACCCAUCCACGCCAAAGCAUUGGCCAACAUCGCGAGCAAACCGUGCUGACAUCGCCGCCCAACCCAGCAAUCAGAGGGACAGCCCUGACCGUCUCUCUGAGAACAUGUAGCUUGUUGGAAAAUAUGAUGAGUGUCACCCAAACAUAAUUUUUUACACGAUGCAUGAACAGUGAUUAUAAACACAUGCAUCAGUGUUAUAUUUUGUAUUUUGUAUGUAAAUUAUAAUAUUCCUGUGAUAAAAGAUUCACUGAAUCCUGUUUUGGUGCUUGAGGUGAUUUUAUAUCUCGUUUCUGGUAUUUUCCUUUAUACAUAUAUACAGUUAUACAGUAAUGACCCGCAGUUAAAAUGUAUAUAAAGCACAUAUGAAAACACACAGAUGAUUCUUUUUAUGUUAAUGUCAUUAAAUAUACAAACUAC
Molecule: messenger RNA, 2119 nt
Organism: Eleginops maclovinus (Patagonian blennie)
Lineage: Eukaryota; Metazoa; Chordata; Actinopteri; Perciformes; Eleginopidae
Gene: pcolceb
Product: procollagen C-endopeptidase enhancer b
Exons: 9
Coding region: 30-1751 (573 amino acids)
Biological process (GO): proteolysis
Molecular function (GO): collagen binding; protein binding; peptidase activator activity
Source: RefSeq, a predicted model, not a curated record